Messenger RNA from Cyclocybe aegerita, 1404 nucleotides. NCBI's taxonomy places the organism in Eukaryota, Fungi, Basidiomycota, Agaricomycetes, Agaricales, Hemipholiotaceae. The record is from the annotation of a GenBank genome assembly.
AUGGCAACGACGAUCGGGCUCUCGACGUCUAGCGCGGUGACUUCGAACGAGGGCGCUACGCUCCUCCCGGGCUUCGGGCGUCCAGUGAACUACGUCCCGAAGAAGGUAGACCUCGAUUAUGUGGGAGACCUCUUCCCAAACGCGCUGAGUGCGGCGGAUAUCGAGAACGGGCGCGCAGCGCGAAGUAUGAUAACCCUGCGCGAGACGAGCAUGCUGCAGUUCAUGAACAGUGUGACGGACAAGCCGGACUGGCAUCGCAAGGUGAAAGACGACGAGAUCGCGAAGAAGUGGAAGGAGGAGGCGCUCGCCUCCACCGCUGACUUUACCGAGACGAUGGCAAAGCACUGCAUCCAAGAGCUCCGACAUCUCGCCUCCCUCGUUCCCCCUAACCCCUCCCCCUCAACCCCUCAACCCCCUAUCGUCGUGUACAACGGCGACGUCAUCAAGUCCGAUCACGCCCUCUCCCCCGCCUUCCAAUCGCGCCUCCAAACCGCCGUCCGCGCGUUCGAGGCUUCGAUCCCUGAGCGCCUGCGCGACUGGCACCCUGGGUCGGACGGGAAGGUAUGGGAUCUCGUCCAUCCGUCGUUGUUUCCCUUGGUGUAUGGGAAGACAAGGGUGUUGGAGGGCGGAGAAAGGACGACACUGGAAGACUGUGUGGAACGGAGUGGGCAGGGAAGGGAGGUGCCGGUGCCGGAGAGCGAGGAUAUCGUGGAGGUGAGGGAAGAGCAGCGGUGGUACAUUUGUAAGGCGACGCCGUUUAGCGCCAAGUUCCAGUGGCUGCCGUGUGAUGUGGAUAUUUCGGGGACUAAGGCAAAGAUCACGAGCUACAUUAACAACCUCCACUCGGCGAAGGAGGAACCCCUGUACGCGCUCAUCGAGGAGCUCGUCGACGCGUCCAUCCCGCUGUGGGACGCGACGCUGACUGGACUGCGUACCCCGCCCCCACACCGGAUCGUGUACGAGGGCACCGAGUAUGACCCCGACCCGGCGUCGUGGCCAGAUGAGGCGGGCCCGCAAAUGGACGAAGGUGAGGAUGAGGACGACUACUGGGAUCGCAGGCAGGAGUGGAUCGAGGCGACGCGCGUGCUUGUGAUGCCCGAGCCGACGCUGCCGUUCGUGCCACCUAAGGAGGUGGAGGAAUCGAAGAGGGUGGAUUUGAGGAAGAAUUAUGGGGAGAGGGGCCUGCAGGUGAUUGUGAAGCUGGCGAAUAUCCAGCUGACGCCUGGGGAGAAGAGCAAGUACGAGGGUGGGUCGUGGCACGUUGAGGGACAAUUGAACGAACAUAUCGUGGCGACGUCGCUGUAUUACUACGACUCGGAGAACAUCACGCCGUCCACGCUCGCGUUCCGACAGCAAGUCGAUGCGAACGAGCCGAUGUACUACGAACAGGGCUGCCAUUUAUAA